Molecule: messenger RNA, 324 nt
Organism: Encephalitozoon cuniculi GB-M1
Lineage: Eukaryota; Fungi; Microsporidia; Unikaryonidae
Exons: 1
Coding region: 1-324 (107 amino acids)
Source: RefSeq, marked provisional
AUGAGAGAGGCUGUGGCUGUCUUCAAGAAGAAUAAGAAGGUUUAUUCGGUGGGGCCGUUUGACCCGCUGGUCCUGGACGCUGUGGUUGGACUGAAGGAAAUGGCAAAGAAAGCCUAUGAAGACGAGUUCCUCCGUAUUGAAGCAGGCGGAUGGGUAAUCGGCUCGCUUUCAGGGACUGGCGAUGUUACCAUUAUCCUAGUUAGCAGGAAUGUUGAUCUGGAAAAGCUGAGGCAUGUGUAUGAAUCGUACCGUGUGUGUGUGGCCUACGGCGAUAUCCAAAUGAUGGAUACUCUUCUGAGUAUGUACAGAAGGAGGGCUGGAUAG